CCCACCAUUGGAUAGAGCUAGAUCGGAUAGAUAGCACAUACCAUCGAGCUCUCAAUUCUCAUAAAACGGAGAACGAUAGUAACUCUCAUGUCUCGCAUUGGCCCUGCUGGCCGCCGCCGGACUGCCCUACGAACCUAUUCGCGUCGGAAUCUAGGAGGCCCCGUCGCAAAGCCCGCUGCUAUUGCUGCUAGGCGGAAGCUACCGGAAAACUCAAAGGAGGUCACCCAAAGCCCGCCCCUGUCAAGGGAACGGCCGGUUGAAAAGCCUGCAGCAAUCACUAGGCAGCCCCCGACGCAGAGGUCAAUCGGGCCGGCAAGGAGCACGGCAGCGGAAGCAAGAUCAAGGUCAUCACGUACGAAGACACAGACAAACGCCGUUGAGACCGACACAGUGGGCGUCUCCCAGUCAACAGAUUUUCGAAAAGACGACGAAAUCGUCGGCUGGAAAUUCAACCGGGCGACAAAGUCCGUAGACCUCAUCACCUACCGCGCAAGCGAUGACUCGAAGCGGCUCGUUCCAGAGUCAGUUGUCCAGCAGAAAGUGGCUCAAAAGGUCUAUGCCUAUUGGGAAUCCUUCAACCAGCCACGUGAGGUCACCGUGGGUUCCGAUUACUUCCAUAUUUUUGCCAUUAUUGAUCAAAAGAACUCCAAGCUGAAGGUUCAGUGGGUCGGGUACACGGACUCCGCCGACGACACCACAUGGGAGACCAAGGCCAAGGUCCGCAAAAUGAACCCGACGCUGCUUACCGACUACCUCGCGCGACGUGAGCGGGCGGCUGGCACUCAGACUACAAGCAAGCUACGCAGAGGGCGGAUGUCUGGGGCGGCCAUCGGCUAAGGUGCACAGCGGCCUUGAUGAGAAGAUGCUGAUUUCCUGCAGAUAUCAGGCCUGGCUGAUCUCUUGGAUACUACUGUUGACACUUAAUUCUCAAAACUCUCGGGACCAAAUUAUGAUUGUGAUCCGAUAUGAUAGAUGGUGGCUAAUGAACGAGAUGAAAUAAACUGUGCUAACUAUCGGAUGAGCAACUGGACCUUG
Colletotrichum navitas is the source of this 1035-nucleotide messenger RNA. RefSeq lists its product as uncharacterized. The record is from RefSeq and is a predicted model, not a curated record. NCBI's taxonomy places the organism in Eukaryota, Fungi, Ascomycota, Sordariomycetes, Glomerellales, Glomerellaceae. Bases 88 to 837 code for a protein of 249 amino acids. The transcript is spliced from 3 exons.